Molecule: messenger RNA, 2719 nt
Organism: Eubalaena glacialis (North Atlantic right whale)
Lineage: Eukaryota; Metazoa; Chordata; Mammalia; Artiodactyla; Balaenidae
Gene: MTFR1L
Product: mitochondrial fission regulator 1 like
Exons: 7
Coding region: 933-1811 (292 amino acids)
Biological process (GO): aerobic respiration; mitochondrial fission
Cellular component (GO): mitochondrion
Source: RefSeq, a predicted model, not a curated record
UUAAUUGAACAAAUGCUCGAGUGCCUGCUGUGUACUGAGCGAGCGCUGGGCUGUGCCUGGGAAGUCCCCGCCCUUCGGACAAACUGCACAGCACACCGUUACCUAGUUACUGCUGCUCGAAGGAAACGCGGGGUGCCGGUCGGGGAAGGGGAGGCGAUGCUUGAGUUGAGCUCCAGGAAUGAUUAAGGAUGAGCUUGGAGAAGGGGGUGCUGGUGUUUCGAGCAGAGGCAAUAGUGUGGACAAGGCCAUCGAGGGGCUGAAAGGCCAGCGUGGCUGGAGGGCAAGGGGAAAGCAGGUGUGGCCGUGAAGUGUGCAGGGACCAGAGUGGACAGGCCUUGUAGGCUGCGGGGAGUUGGGUACACAGGGCAGAGAAAGAUGAGGUUGGGCCUGAUUGGGGACGGCCUGCUGGCCAUGCUGAGGAGUGUAGAUGUUAUCCUCUUGGCUCUAGCAAGCAUAGGGGGUUUGAAGCAUGGCAGGGAUAUGAUUAGCACUGUGUUCUAGAAAGAUGCCCCUGGCUGUCGUGUGAGGGUGAGGCCCAACUGAGUUUGGAGGUAAGUUUGGAGAGGAAGUGGCUGCAGUGACUAAAGUGAGAAACACAGGGAAACAGUCGUGUGGAGCUUGUGGCAGCCACUGAAAUUCAGCAAAGAGCCUGGCAGACAAAAGGACUUUGAUAAAAAGCUUGAACUUUGCUGAGAAGAUGGAGCCCGUGUAGGAGGCCGCAGGGUCUGGACCAGACUUUCUACUGCCGUGACCACUGAGUGACCUUAAACCAGUCCCUUCCUCUCUCUAGCUUCUUUUCCUCAUGCAUCGUAAAGAAGAGGAGUCUGGUUCCUUAAGAUGGCCUGAUAUGAAGGCGUCACGCCUCCUGCGUCCCCAAGCCUCCAGAGCUGCCCUGUGGCUGCCUUGUCCUUCAAGUGCAAGAGCCAGUCGAAAUGUCGGGAAUGGAAGCCAAUGUGACCAUCCCGAUCUGGCAAAACAAGCCGCAUGGGGCUGCUCGAAGUGUAGUAAGAAGAAUCGGGACCAACCUGCCCCUGAAGCCAUGUCCCCGGGCAUCCUUUGAGACCCUGCCCAACAUCUCUGACCUCUGUCUGAGGGAUGUGCCCCCAGUCCCUACUCUGGCUGACAUCGCCUGGAUUGCUGCAGAUGAAGAGGAGACUUAUGCCCGGGUCAGGAGCGAUACACGCCCCCUGAGGCACACCUGGAAGCCCAGCCCUCUGAUCGUCAUUCAGCGCAAUGCCUCAGUGCCCAACCUCCGUGGGUCGGAGGAGAGGCUCCUGGCCUUGAAGAAGCCAGCCCUGCCGGCCCUCAGCCGCACCACAGAGCUGCAGGAGGAGCUGAGCCACCUGCGCAGCCAGAUUGCUAAAAUAGUGGCAGCUGAUGCAGCUUCGGCUUCAUUAACGCCAGAUUUCUUAUCUCCAGGAAGUUCAAAUGUCUCUUCUCCCUUACCUUGUUUUGGAUCCUCAUUCCACUCUACAACUUCCUUUGUCAUUAGUGACAUCACCGAGGAGACCGAGGUAGAGGUCCCUGAGCUUCCAUCAGUCCCCCUGCUUUGUUCUGCCAGCCCUGAAUGUUGCAAACCAGAACACAAGGCUACCUGCAGCUCGUCUGAAGAAGAUGACUGCGUCUCUCUGUCCAAGGCCAGCAGCUUUGCAGAUAUGAUGGGUAUCCUAAAGGACUUUCACCGGGUGAAGCAGAGCCAAGAUCUGAACCGGAGUUUAUUGAAGGAGGAAGACCCAGCCGUCCUUAUCUCUGAGGUCCUAAGGAGGAAGUUUGCGCUGAAGGAAGAAGAUAUCAGUAGAAAAGGAAACUGAUAGCACUCAGCUCUGCAAACUCAGUCUCAUGCUCCUGGAAUUCCUUCAACAGCUGCCUUCCUCACUGCAGAUGUUUCUGCCUCUCAAUUAGAAAUCUUCUGCAACAGUCUUGCCGAAAGCUAGAGCUUGGACUAAGAGAAGAGCUGCAAUAUAUGUUUUCCGUACUUCAAACCUUAGCAGAAGCUGCCUGUUUUGAGCUGAGACACGUUACAGGUAAUUGUGUAGGUUGGAAUGUCCCAGUUUAAAGGGUGAGAUAGAAGUUUCUGGUUUUUCCUUGCCCCUGUGUGAAAAUAGGUCCUAAAUGAAUGACUGACUUCACUGCACUGGACCCCAUAACUGGUCUCACUGAACACUUUGUGCCCAGCUGUCACUUACUCUCAGCCAGUUCCUUGCAGCAGAGCAGGGCUGAGGGGAGGGGGCUAUGUUUAUGUACAUGUUCACAGGGCAGGGAAAAUCUUAUGCUGCUCCAUCAUGAACUGACACCAGUGCCCAGCAAUCACUCUCUCCCCCUUCCCUGUCCAACACCUACAUAUAGAGGUCGAGCCACUGGACCAGCUGACACUUGGGCUGCUGGGAGGCCUGGGCUGUUUUUUCUUAAAUAUAUUUUGUAAUACUGUACAACCAAAUCUACCCUCCAAGGCCCUGGGCCCUCAUUGGUUCCACUAAUUGAAAGCUGUUUCUCUUCCAUGGACUUCAGUUUAAGCCCAGUAGGAAAGAGAAAUGGAGAUGGGAAAGAGAGUACCAUCCCUCUUCCAGGCCCUUGACUGCUCCUUUGCAUUGGGCCAAGGUUUGUACCUACCACACCAUGCAUGACUCAGAUGCCCUCAGGUCCCUUUUCUCUACGGUAUGUAUCCUGUGUGUGUUUGGGUUGAAGCACUACCUGACAUUAAAGGAAGGAUUUGGAGAGA